Messenger RNA from Alternaria arbusti, 462 nucleotides. RefSeq lists its product as uncharacterized. The coding region runs from base 1 to 462 and encodes 153 amino acids. The transcript is spliced from 2 exons. The record is from RefSeq and is a predicted model, not a curated record. Lineage: Eukaryota; Fungi; Ascomycota; Dothideomycetes; Pleosporales; Pleosporaceae.
AUGACUUUCCGCUUUUAUACCAAAGCCUCGAAUUCAGUGGACAAAUUUCUGGCUACCCACAGUUGGAAGUUCGCAAAGCCAGUCUACGAUACAAAUGUUCACCCCAACGGCCUCCGCCGACGCGCCUCUGCACUUUCCGCCUAUCCCGGCCCGACCGUCUCAGACACAAUCGACGCACUUGAUCUGACUGACUACAAAGGCAAAGGAAUCACCGAUGAGCGCACCCAGCUCACAUGGCCACCCAACGGCCUACGCCGACGCACCUCCGCACUUUCCACCUAUCCAAGCCCUCCCAUCCCAGACACAAUCGACGCACUCGAUCUAGCUACUUACAACAACCCCCUCCAAUACGUGCGCACCCACAAGGCUCAUGGCAAACUCAAGCAGAAGAAGAACGCACGUCGUAUGAGCACUGAACACCGGAAGAACGGGCCUCCUGGUUGGUACUCGCCGGAUGCUUGA